AUCAAACACUUUCAAACUUUCUUCUUAAUUAUCAAAAAUACAAAAAACAAAAAAGUUUCUCUCUCUCUCUCUCUCUCUCUCUCUCUCUCUCUCUCUCUCUCUCUCUCUCUCUCUCAAGUGUUUACGUAGUAGCUUCAUCCACUAAAAGACUAUGCCUAUAGAGAUUGAGCAACCAGCAGUUGAGCUAUCAAAAAUCGCAGUUUCUGAAACUCAUGGGGAAGACUCCCCAUAUUUUGCAGGAUGGAAAGCGUACGACGAAAACCCGUACGACGAAUUACGCAAUCCAUCAGGAGUCAUUCAGAUGGGAUUGGCAGAAAAUCAAGUUUCAUUUGACAUGCUGGAGGAGUACUUGGAGCAGAAUUCAGAAGCAGCAAGCUGGGGGAAUAAAUCUUCUGGCUUCAGAGAUAAUGCUUUGUUUCAAGACUAUCAUGGCCUGCAAUCUUUUAGAAAGGCAAUGGCAAGUUUCAUGGAACAAAUAAGAGGGGGGAGAGCAAAGUUCAACCCAGAUAGAGUUGUUUUAACAGCUGGUGCAACUGCAGCCAAUGAGCUCCUCACCUUCAUUUUAGCUGACCCAGGGGAUGCCCUGCUAGUUCCUACGCCUUACUAUCCAGGAUUUGACAGAGAUUUGAGGUGGAGGACCGGAGUGAAAAUCGUACCGAUCCACUGUGACAGUUCCAACAACUUCCAAAUCACCCCACAAGCCUUGGAAGCUGCAUACAAAAAGGCAGAAUCCAUGAAAAUCAAAGUGAGAGGAGUGCUCAUAACAAACCCAUCAAACCCUUUAGGCGCGACCAUCCAACGGUCAGUCCUAGAACAAAUCCUAGACUUUGCCACACAAAAAAACAUCCACUUGGUAUCCGACGAGAUCUACUCCGGAUCUGUUUUCUCCCCCGCGGAGUUUGUGAGCAUCGCGGAAGUCCUUGAGUCGCGAAACUACAAGGAUUCGGAGAGGGUCCACAUUGUUUAUAGCCUUUCGAAAGACCUAGGCCUCCCGGGUUUUCGAGUGGGGACUGUGUAUUCAUACAAUGAUAAAGUGGUUACCACUGCUAGAAGAAUGUCAAGUUUCACCUUGAUUUCCUCCCAAACACAACAGCUUUUGGCCUCAAUGCUGUCUGAUACAUCUUUUACUGAGAAUUACAUAAGGGAAAACAGAGAAAGGCUUAGGAAAAGGUAUGGUAUGAUCAUUGAGGGAUUGAGGAAAGCUGGUAUCCAGUGUUUGGAGGGAAAUGCAGGGCUUUUUUGCUGGAUGAAUUUGAGCCAAUUCUUGGAAAAUCCCACAUGGGAAAGUGAAUUGGAAAUUUGGGGGAAAAUUGUUAGUGAAGUGAAACUGAAUAUUUCUCCAGGAUCUUCUUGCCAUUGUUCCGAACCGGGUUGGUUUAGGGUUUGCUUUGCUAAUAUGAGUGAGAAGACACUUGAAGUUGCACUCCAGAGAAUACAGGAUUUCAUGGAGCAGAGGAAAAGAAAAUAAGGAGUAAUAAUCUCUCCUUUUUUUUCCUUCUCUCUUUCUUUUUUCUUUUUUUUAUCGGUCAGGGCGAAGCUCCGAUAAGAAACAGAAGUCGCCCUUCUUAAUUUUCCUUUUUUGUUUUUGUGAUCUUAAUUUUGAUCAUUCUUUUUAGGGUUCUGUUGGGGUUAUAGGUUUGUGAAGGGAAAAGAAAACGAUCGGGAAAAAGGUAUUCAAGCAUAGUUACUUUUUUUACCUUUUCCCGGUCAUUUCUUUUUUUGAGUUCCGUUAAUCUCUUCACAAAUCUAUGAUCCAAGCUCAGCCUAGAUGAGAAUAUAUUUGGGUUUUGUCUCAAAAUACUGUAUACCAGAUUAAAUUGUAAUGUAAUUUUGUUUAAUUCUUUGGCAAUUUGCAAAGUUCUGUAUUACAAACACCAGUCUCAUUAUUGUAUUGGAGGGUAACUGCAACAAGUAAACUCUAUUA
Rhododendron vialii is the source of this 1924-nucleotide messenger RNA. RefSeq names its product 1-aminocyclopropane-1-carboxylate synthase 7. The record is from RefSeq and is a predicted model, not a curated record. The transcript has 4 exons. Gene Ontology annotation, molecular function: pyridoxal phosphate binding; transaminase activity. The coding region runs from base 152 to 1468 and encodes 438 amino acids. Gene Ontology annotation, biological process: biosynthetic process; amino acid metabolic process. Lineage: Eukaryota; Viridiplantae; Streptophyta; Magnoliopsida; Ericales; Ericaceae.